AUGGACUCCUCGUCGCGCCUCCCGCGGCCCUCAGGCAUCCCCCGGCCCUCCGGAAUCCCGCGCCCGUCGAGUAUACCGAAGCCCUCCAGCUUGCCCGUCCCCUCGCAGCGGCCAGGCCGCGCAUCCGUCAGCCCAGCGCCCUCUGAGCGUUUGCGCCCUCGGGCAUCCAACUCUUCCCUGCGCGCCGCUGCCAGCCCCCGCGCCUCGUCCACACCCCGUCCGAGCGUCGGUACCGGCAUUCCUGCGAGGCCUGUCGCGAGAAAGGAUGACGAUAUCUUCAAGAGACCAAUUGGGCGGCCGGCGUCGCGUCAGGCGCGGUCGCGGAUCCAGCGCCCCGCCCUAUCCGCGGUCCACCGCACGAAUGUAGAACAUGAAGACGACGUGUUGGGCGACUUGGACGGCUUCCGCGCCUCGUCGAGGCUAAGUCAUCGCGACGUCCACAGCGGCGAAUUUGACUUUGGCCUCGACGAGGGGCAGCCCCGCGAGCAGCCCGGAGCUAAGCAGGAAGGCGGAUCCACAAAGCGCGAACCCUCGCUGACUGAGCGCACUCUCGAGAGCUUGUCCCGUAUCAUGGCGGAGCCUGGUUCGCCCUCCUCACGCUCUACCAGCUGGUUCCCCAAUCCAACAAGCCCCAUGGGCCCUCCGAUGCGACCUGCCUCCGCAAUGAGCUCUAGAGCAUCGAGGCCUGCUUCGCGUACUGCUGGCGCCUUCAGGAGCAGUAGUCAAAGGCCGACUACCCCUACCAUAAGGCCUCCGAGUAGCAUGUCGCGUGCUUCGAGUACCACACGUAGUUCGCAGAAUCAGGUUCCGGCCUAUGGCACUCCAGGCAGACGAAGCGCAAGUGCAGCGCCAAUGUCUCCUGCUGCUAGUAGUGAUAGUCAGCCAAUGUCUUCGCCAGCGUUCGAGCAAGACUCUGGGUCAGAGGCAAACCUCAUGAGCCCUGUAGGUCUCAUGAGUCCUGUUGGCCUCAGAAGUCCCAAUCAGUUCAAGGACUCCCUUGAUAUCGGAAGCCCCAGCGCGCGGGUGUCGAGGACCCCGCUUGGCUCUAGCACGGCUACCAUCGGGAAGCUGCCUAGAACCCGCCCGCCUAUUGCAACUAACUCAGAUGAUAGCCCUCCUUCUCCAGUUGAUGCUCCUGAGCCGGAGAUAGAGCGAGCAUUGCCAAGCCGUCCAGCUACUUCGGCUAGGAAGGCACCGGCAAAAGAAGAGGCAUCCGAUCCCUCAUCAAAGGUUAAGAGCUCUUCCACCGCACUGAGAGAGCAAAUAGCAAAAGCAAAGGCGGCGCGUAAGACUGCGCAAACAAAACCAACUACACCAGUCACAAACGACAUACCUGUUGGGGGUUCCGACUAUGAUGCAUUUGAGGACCCCUUCAACCAAAUGCCAAAGGGCGGAGAAGCGGUGAUUAGGAAGCGGAUCGAUACUGCCCGAUCAGACGGCCGCCUCAACAUUGCAAACAUGGGUUUGAGUGAAAUUCCAAAGGAAGUCAUGGCCAUGUACGAAUAUAAUCCUGAUGCAGGAAUCGAGUGGUCCGAGUCUGUCGAUCUCGUCCGCUUCAUUGCUGCAGAUAACGACAUUGAGAAGCUUUCAGAGGACUUGUUCCCAGACAUUGAUCCUGAGGAGGCUGCUGAGGAUAUGGAUGCGACAGGACCGCAAUUUGGCGGCCUGGAAAUGCUUGACCUUCAUGGAAAUAUCAUGAAGGAGCUUCCCAUUGGUCUGAGGAGAUUAGAGAGACUGACAAUCCUGAAUUUGUCGCGAAAUCGCCUUCGCAAUGAUUCCUUCGAGAUAAUUUCCCAGAUUGGAUCUUUGCGCGAGCUUAGGCUAGCCGAGAACGAUUUGGAGGGAGACCUCCCUGAGUCGAUCAGCUCUCUGGCCAGCCUUGAAGUUCUCGAGCUUCAAGGUAACAGGAUUUCUCGUCUGCCAGAUGCUCUGCGGGAGCUCGCCAACCUUCGAGUUCUCAACGUCAACACCAACGGAAUGUCGUCUCUUCCUAUGGAGAUACUAGCAGCUUUACCUCUUGCGGAACUCUUCGCAUCUAAGAAUGCCCUCCGUGGCGCCUUCUUCCCGGAUAGUGUAACGGAAAUGCCACGCUUGCAGACUCUCGACCUAGCUGGCAACGCUCUUACUUCCCUGGGUCCAUCCACCUUAUCCAUGCCGGCAUUGAAGUCUUUGAAUUUAUCAAUCAACCGCAUCGAGACGCUGCCAGAUUUGACUGGGUGGACUAACCUCUUGACUCUGUUGGUGGAAGAGAACAAACUAUCCGAGUUUCCCACGGGCUUCACGUCACUGAAGAGCCUUAAGCAAGCCAAUUUCAACGGCAACAACAUCACAAAGAUCGAGCCUGAGAUCGCCCUGAUGGACAGCCUUGAUAUGCUAACACUGGCAGCGAACCCUCUACGGGAGCGCAAAUUCCUAACCAUGAACGCUGAGGAUCUAAAGAGGGACUUGAAGAUGCGCCAUAAUCCGACUGCCCCUGAGGGCGACGAUCCGGCUGAGGCGGGCAAUGAUGUCGAGAGCGGUAACGGGAUUAUUCCAACCGACAGCAUGUGGACUCUGAAGCCAAACGGCAUCCUCGACCUUUCCUCCAAAUCUCUCCCUGAACUCGACGAAGAAGAAUUCACCCCCGUCGCCUCCGACUGCCGCCAGCUCAUCCUGCAUCACAACUUGUUCACUUACAUCCCGGAUGCCGUUUCGCUCGCCACCAACAUCACGCUGCUGGAUCUCUCCAACAACCGCCUGACCACCACCUUCACCGAUGAAGUCUCGCUCCCCGCGCUGCGCGACCUGCGCCUGACCGCCAACAACCUGUCCUCGCUCGACUUCCUCACCGCCAACCUGGACGCGCCGCGGCUGCACACGCUCAACGUCUCGGCCAACCGCAUCGCGGGCACCUUGCCCAUCCUGCGGACCCGCUUCCCAGAACUGACGACCCUGCUCGCCAGCGACAACAGCAUCGAGGAGAUAUCAGUGCAGGCGCUCGACGGCCUGCAGGUUGUCGGCCUCUCCAACAACAGCAUCGGCCGCAUCCCGCCCGAGGUCGGCCUGCUGUGGGACAAGGGCUUGAAGAGCCUCGAGAUCGAGGGUAACACGUUCCGCGUGCCCAACUACGCGACCCUGAAGCGCGGCACGGAGGCUGUGAUGGCAUGGUUGAGGGGCAAGAUUCCGGCGUCGCAGGAGGAGCUUCCCGGUGAGAAGGAGGAUGUGCCGUGGGAAGAAGAGACGUUUUAG
Lasiodiplodia theobromae is the source of this 3228-nucleotide messenger RNA. Its product is annotated as Conserved leucine-rich repeat protein. Lineage: Eukaryota; Fungi; Ascomycota; Dothideomycetes; Botryosphaeriales; Botryosphaeriaceae. The record is from RefSeq and is a predicted model, not a curated record. Bases 1 to 3228 code for a protein of 1075 amino acids. Gene Ontology annotation, molecular function: protein binding. The transcript has 3 exons.